AUGAUGCUGACAGAGCCGUCUUUCUCGUUCAGCUUCAGCUAUCCCAACGGUGAACCUCAGACUCCUACGAGGACUCCCCCGACAACCACAAUCUUUGGCGAUUCCGCUUUCCAGACCCCUAAACUCGAAUCCAGCUUCUUCGACCCCCGGGUUACCUGGGAUACUUCGGACCCCUAUGCCUCGAGUCCGGAAUUCCUCCGCACGCCCCAGAAGUUUGGGCUGAGCACACCUUCCAUCAAUCCUCUCCGGCUGCCGGAUACUGCCCCCGACCGACCGACCGAUACUGAGGAUAAUACCCGGAAUGGCAAAGCGGCGGAGCAGGACACUGAUACGGCCAAGAGACGUCGCCCGUCCAGGCCACAUGGGCAUGUGGGAGAGGAUGGUCCUCGCACAGUAGAUUCAGCCAAAUCUGCUGCGACAAUUCAGACCCCUCCUCCCAGCAGUGCUUCGAGGAAGAAGGUGACGGGGCUUGACGAGGCCACUGGUACAGGUCGACGGCCGUCCGCCUCUAGCAUGAUUGGCGGUCAUUUAGAAACUCCCAGUCGGUUACUGGGGGCUUCCCCACGGCUCUUUGGAGACCUUCAAUCAUCCUCAGACCCAUUCCAGCUAGGAUCAAUCGAUUCCGGCGCCUCUUCAUUCUUCCCACAGCAAAGGCUAUUCUGGGACCAUGAUCUCAAUCAGCACGAGAGCAAUAUGGGCCUGUCGGCCAGUAACAAUCUUGACUUGUUUGACCUUCAUGCCAAUGACUCCUUCCAUGUCAACCACACCACCGCCCCGGAUUCUCACAUCCCACAGUUGCCUAUAAUCGAAGGAAACAUGGACCUCCCCGAUUUCAAUAAUAGUAGUACAUAUAACCUCUCUUCGGGGGUGACCACUACCGACGCCGCCCUCUUCCCUGCCCCUUUCUCCACUUCCCCUCGCCGCCCUAUCACGAAAGCAGAGGAUCCAGCACUGUUCCUGAGCUCCCCUGCACGCCGAUUUGGUGGACUGCAGCCGACUCCUGAGAAGAGGCUCUUCUCCCGACCGACUCGCCAGCCCUACCAUCACCAAACGGAGGAGUCCAAGAGAGAAGAGCUCCGCCGCGCUCGCAGCGUCAACCACCAUAUCCCUGUCUAUGAGGAUGAUGAUGACGAUGACUACACCCCCCGUCAGAUGAGGCCGACUUUGACUCGUAGCCUAACGCACAGUGCUAUUGCAGGGUCUGCCAGCCGACCGGGGUCUGGGAGUAUGAUGGCUUCCAGCAAUGGAAUCCGGAAGAGUCCCUCCAAGGGUCGCUCGUCUCCCAUCAAGCCCAUUCGUCAUCAGCUGUCGAGGGCAAAUUCAGUGGCUGCUAGUCUGCCCAGACGCUCUCAGUCCGUAGUCCUCAAGAUAGGCAAAGACGGUAGAGCUAAGGCGGAAAUGCAACCUGUGCCCGAGGCAUCAACCGGUUUGACGGACCCCAUCACAGGAAUGGACUUGGAUGGCUCCACCACGGAAAGCGAGUAUGACUCGGUGGACUACUGUGAAUACCCAACUGUCCCCAGCCGCAACCCUUCAUUUGCAUUUUCCGACGCCAGUGGGGCGACGAUUGCUCGUAGUGACUGUGGUUCACGGCCCCAUUCGAAGGGUUCCUAUACCUCUACGGCAGCGUCAUCCUCAGGACGAGCAUCCCCGUGGGCUGACGCCGGUCGAGCGCCUUCCAAACGACCACAGUACAAGCCUACUUUGGAUGACUGGAAGCGCACCCCGAAAAAGCAGUUGGCAACGCUCCACUCAGACCUAUCAUACCUCAGUGCCGGUUCCCUAGGCGAGCCUUUUGCUGAUCCCGAGGAUGACAGUGGUGAUGCCCAGCAUGCACUCCGAAAGGUCCUCCAAGAGAGAGGUCGAAUCCCUCGUCCGCACACUGUCAGCUACGGGUCGCGGAUCAGCCGUUCUGCUCGCUCUCUCGCUCACCUCAGAUCGUCCCCGCCACGAUUCGGUGCGGAGCUUGACCUCAGCUCACGAACCACGAAUACAUCGCCCACGACCAUGACCGACCCCGACAUAGCCACCCCCGUCACCGACCGCUUCAGCAACCCGAGCAAUGGGACCCGGUGUGUCUGCAAUUCCAUGGACAAUGGUGGCCACCUCAUGAUCCAAUGCGAAUCAUGCAGUCACUGGUUGCACACCAAGUGCGUUGGACUGGAGCGGGCCAACCUGCCGUCCGUGUAUGUGUGCAUCUUCUGCGCCCAGACACCCACUCGAAAGAAUCAUCGGGUCCGAGUGCCUGUCGGGGCUUCUGGACAUGCCCCCACCUCGCCUUUAGCUCAUAAAUCCUACCGAUUUCGAUGA
Molecule: messenger RNA, 2310 nt
Organism: Aspergillus neoniger CBS 115656
Lineage: Eukaryota; Fungi; Ascomycota; Eurotiomycetes; Eurotiales; Aspergillaceae
Product: PHD finger domain protein
Exons: 2
Coding region: 1-2310 (769 amino acids)
Source: RefSeq, a predicted model, not a curated record